AUGUACGCCGAGCCCGAGGCGGCCACAAUUAGAUUGUUCUCGAAUGCCCCCGAGCCCGGCGCCGAUGACAGAGACCACGUCGGAACCUCGUUUUCGUUUUUCUUGCAACUUGCCUACCGGACUGACUUAAUUAGAUGGCUUGAAGCGGUUGUUCAUUUUGAUAGUAGUGUAAUCAAUGUUGUGUCUAAACCGUCAUCUGUGGGCUGCGACUGUGUUUCUGAAGAGAAGCUGCGGGCAAUCAUAAAGCAGGAAGUUACUAGUAUUCUUCACAUGGCCAUUGAUCGUCGAGUCACUGACAGAUUAAAAUCUAUACAAGGCGAUUUGCUUGCGGUUCAGGAUUCAAUCAGUUUUGUAAACAAUGAGUUUGAAGAUCUAAAAAAACAGAUCGAGGAAAAGUCGUCAGUGAUUACUAAACUGGAAGCUGCUGGUUCCGUAAUGUCAUCCACGAUUGUUGAGCUGUCUCGACGACUUGCUGUAGCUGAACAGCAUUUGCGGGAGAGUAACAUUGAAAUCAACGGUAUUCCUGAACAUAGGUCUGAAAACGUCUGUAGCGUUGCGAAACAGCUUGCAGGCACUGUUGGUUGUUCUCUGGAUGACUGCGAUAUAAUUCAUGCAACUCGUGUUGCUAAACUCUCUAAUGAGAAUAACAGACCUCGUCCCGUAGUGGUGAAGCUUAAAAGUCCUCGUCUGCGGGAUUCACUUUUGGCGGCAGUGGCAGUGUUCAACAGGAAAAACCCAGAGGACAAGUUGAGUUCUAAACAUCUUGGUAUUGCUGGAACUCGUGUGCCUAUCUACGUGGCUGAGCACCUAACUCCUGCAAACAAGGCUCUUCAUGCUGCGGCGCGCAUAAAGGGGAAAGAGAAUAAAUAUAAAUACAUUUGGGUACGUAAUGGAAAGAUAUUUGUUCGUAAAGAUGAAAAAUGUCAAGCUAUUCAAAUUCGAACCAAUGAAAGUCUGAAGCUUAUUAUUUGA
Molecule: messenger RNA, 972 nt
Organism: Melitaea cinxia (Glanville fritillary)
Lineage: Eukaryota; Metazoa; Arthropoda; Insecta; Lepidoptera; Nymphalidae
Exons: 2
Coding region: 1-972 (323 amino acids)
Source: RefSeq, a predicted model, not a curated record